Mauremys mutica (yellowpond turtle) is the source of this 1951-nucleotide messenger RNA. RefSeq names its product chloride intracellular channel 2 (gene CLIC2). NCBI's taxonomy places the organism in Eukaryota, Metazoa, Chordata, Testudines, Geoemydidae. The record is from RefSeq and is a predicted model, not a curated record. Gene Ontology annotation, biological process: negative regulation of ryanodine-sensitive calcium-release channel activity; chloride transmembrane transport. The transcript is spliced from 6 exons. Gene Ontology annotation, molecular function: chloride channel activity. The coding region runs from base 413 to 1156 and encodes 247 amino acids.
UUCUGGGACAUAAGCCCAUGGCUGAGAAAGAGCCCAGAGCAGCAUCUGGUCUGCUUGAUAGCUGACAGGGGGACCUCAUGCAUGCUCUCUGAUAGAUUAGGAUGCUGAGUCACAACUGGGAGGCCCUUGUGGAAAUACCCUUGCCCCUCCAGCAGUUGCUGCAAACACUCUGUCACUCCUCUUCAGUUGAGAAUUCAGGAGGAGGAAGGAAAAGAACCGUGAUAGAACUGCCCAUUGGUGAGUGAAGCUGGCAACGGGGCUUGGUGUAUCUUCAUUAGAGAGGUCCUUCACCAUACACCAGCGGCUCUCCCACUGGAUCACCACCCACUUCCACUCGGAGGUUCAAUAGCAGCAAAGAACCGAGCAACUUGCUGCAGUGGAGAGUGGCUAGCAGUUUGAACAAGCAGAGAGGAUGGCAAGCCAGCGGCACAGCCCUCGGAAGGAGCCUGAGAUCGAGCUUUUCGUGAAGGCUGGCCUGGAUGGCGAGAACAUUGGGAAUUGUCCCUUCUGCCAGCGUCUCUUCAUGGUUCUGUGGCUCAAAGGAGUCAAAUUCAAUGUGACCACAGUGGACAUGACAAGGAAACCCGAAGAGCUGAAAUCUCUGGCUCCAGGGACCAACCCUCCAUUCUUAUUGUUCAACAAGGAGCUGAAAACAGACUUCAUUAAGAUCGAGGAGUUCCUGGAGCAGAUGCUGGCGCCUCCUAAGUACCCACACCUAAGCCCCAAAUACAAGGAGUCCUUUGAUGUGGGCAGCAACAUUUUUGCCAAGUUCUCUGCAUACAUCAAGAAUCCCCACAAGGAAGCGAAUGAGAAUUUUGAGAAGGCUUUGCUGAGGGAGUUCAAACGCCUGGAUACCUACCUGAACAACCCGCUCCCUGAAGAAAUCGACCAGGACAGUACUGAGGAAGUCCUGGUCUCCAAGAGGAAAUUCCUGGAUGGGAACAGGCUAACAUUAGCUGACUGCAAUCUACUGCCCAAGCUGCACAUCAUCAAAAUUGCUGCCAAGAAAUACCGUAACUUUGAGAUCCCGGCGGAAAUGACAGGCAUCUGGCGCUACCUCCACAAUGCCUACUCCCGUGAUGAGUUCAGCCACACAUGCCCAGCCAACGAGGAGAUAGAACGCACCUACGCCAGCGUUGCCAAGAAGAUGACCUAGGGGCAGCCAAACGAGCUGGUUUUUGAAACCCCUCUUUCCAUUGGAAACACUGCCAUGAAAGCUCCCUUCUUCUGAAUGGCCAUGCCAGUAGAACAGCCCAGUCCUGUCACCUGCAAACAUUUGGGGAUCUAGGAACUGGAGGAAUCAUUAUGAUGUAAUUAGUAACAGCCUUUCAGAAAAUAACCCUGUGCUUCCAGCUGUUGCAGCUGACUGCACCCUGAUUUUACAGCUAUAAUCAUUGCAUGUAGCGAAAUGGCACCACCCAGCUGCCGAGGCAGCUGCUUUGUCAUUCCUUAGAGGCUAGGAUGCCCAACCUUUUUGUGGGAUCACCAACAUUUAUUGUGCAAAACUGUGCAGAACUGGUGACCAUGCGGCAUAGUGCGGUUUAAGUAUCCCCAUUUUGAAUCUGGAGGACAGGGUACAAAUGAUGUCUUAGAUCCCAGCAAAAUGGGUUUUCACAUGUGCAUAGAGUUUAGGCCAGAAGACACCAUCAGAGCGUCUAGACUUACCUACCCUGUAUAACACAGGGCAUUACAUUUCACCCACUUACCCCUGCUUUGAGUCCAAUCACUUGUGUUUGGCUAAAGUAUAUUUUCUGGAAAGGCAUUUGAAGACAUUAAGAGAUAGAGAAUCCACCACUUCCCUGGAGAGUUUGUGCCCAUGGUUAAUCACCCUCACUGGUAAAAAGGCAUGUGCCUGAUUUCUAAUUAGAAUUUGGAAACGCACCAUCUAAUUGCUGUGGAAAGAUAGUGUGCUCAAGAUGUGCACAGGGCUGCACCAGCGGGGGCUGCUCUA